AUGACCAAACCAAUCAUUAGGCAUGCUGUCGCUUCAGACGUCCCUCUUAUCCUUGAGUUCAUCAAUGAACUUGCAAUCUACGAGAAAGAGCCCGAUGCAGUACUUGCUACUGUUGAAACACUCACCGAUACCUUAGGGUUCAGGGAAGGAUCUAAAGCUUAUGCAAAGACAUUUUUAAUCUUUGAAGGGGAGAAGCCAGCUGGAAUGGCUCUAUACUUCAAUAACUAUAGCACAUGGCGUGCUAAGCCCGGUAUCUACCUCGAAGAUCUAUUCGUCCGCCCCGAUUUCCGUGGCCGUGGAUACGGCACUGCACUUCUUGCAGCCCUUGCGCAGGAAGUAAUAGAGAUUAAUGGAGCGAGGUUAGAAUGGAGUGUUUUGAAAUGGAACACCCCAUCAAUUAAAUUCUAUGAGGGUAUUGGUGCAGAGAAUAUGGGGAAAGAAUGGCAGGUUAUGAGAUUGGCUGAUGAUACUCUGGUAGCUAUGGCUAAGAGUGGCCCAGAGGUUGAGAGACGCUAG
Messenger RNA from Morchella importuna, 516 nucleotides. RefSeq lists its product as uncharacterized. Bases 1 to 516 code for a protein of 171 amino acids. The transcript is spliced from 4 exons. Gene Ontology annotation, molecular function: N-acetyltransferase activity. Gene Ontology annotation, biological process: protein acetylation. Lineage: Eukaryota; Fungi; Ascomycota; Pezizomycetes; Pezizales; Morchellaceae. The record is from RefSeq and is a predicted model, not a curated record.